AGCCCCCUCGCUCCUGGAGGAAAGAAGCACAGUCAAACACGUCUGGCAUGAUGUGGACAACAAUUGUCCUCCUGCUCCUUUUGCCUCAUCCGCUCUCCUCCACAGACACAGAAAAUAGCACAGGUUUUAACCAAUCAGAAAUAGAUAGUGAGGACUUCUCUGACGCUUCUGUCAAAGGCCAGACACCUGUCGGGGGGGUCAAAGGUCGGGAUACAUGCUCCAUCCCGUGUGAUGUCACAGUCAAGCUGCUGCGGGAUGAGAAACAUUCAGUGUGUGGCCAGCUGCAGCAGUCUCUGUUGUCGUUUGGACGCAGCACCAGGAAGCUGAUCAGGGAUGUGAUGGAGGAGCAGCAGAGGGCUCUGGACAUCCUCAGCAGUCAGGUCACGGAGCUGAUGACCAAAGUGCAGACGCUCAGCUUCGAGGUUCAGAGGAGCAACAGUGAGAUCUACUCUGUGAGACCUGUGCAGUCCCAUGGACGAGACUGCAGCGACAUCAAGGACAGUCUUGUGUCAGUCGUCCCCAAGAUCCCCAGUGGGAUUUACAUCGUCCACCCAGAGAACACUGACUCUUCAUUUGAGGUUUUCUGUGAGAUGGACUAUAUGGGCGGUGGAUGGACGGUGGUGCAGAGGAGGACUGAUGGUUUGACUGACUUCAAACGGCCGUGGGCUGACUAUGCCGAUGGAUUUGGAAACCUUGCAGGAGAACACUGGUUGGGCCUAAAGAAGACGUUUUACAUAGUAAACCAGAAAGAAACUCGGUUCCAGCUUCAUGUUGCUCUGACCUCCCAGGAUGAUGUGACUUCUUAUGCAUCAUAUGAUGAUUUCAGCCUGGACAGUGAAACCCAGUUCUUCAGUGUACACUUGGGCCGAUAUGCAGGCAGUGCAGGCGAUGCGUUUCGUGGCUAUGAACAGGAGCAGAACCAGGACACGGCUCCGUUCAGCGCCUCAGACGUGGACAACGACGGCUGCAACCCUUUCUGCUCUAUCGACAACCGCACGGUGGAGAGCUGCAGCACUCAGCACAACCACACAGGAUGGUGGUUCAACCAGUGCGGACUGGCAAACCUCAACGGCUCUCCUGAGGAUGCAGAGCAGAGCCAAGGGCAGAGGACAAACAUUCUGUGGGACACCUGGAGACAGAGCGGCGUCCCUCACACCAUCAAAUCUGUCACGAUAAAGAUCAGGAGGAUUGCAACCAACAACUGACACAUUGUCAGGCACCGAUUCAGAACUGUAUAAGUUGCACUGCAUCUUUG
Molecule: messenger RNA, 1255 nt
Organism: Platichthys flesus (European flounder)
Lineage: Eukaryota; Metazoa; Chordata; Actinopteri; Pleuronectiformes; Pleuronectidae
Gene: angptl5
Product: angiopoietin-like 5
Exons: 8
Coding region: 48-1205 (385 amino acids)
Source: RefSeq, a predicted model, not a curated record